CCUAGAGGCCACGUCGACGGUAGCGGGGAGGGGCGACGGGUGGCGCGCGUGCGUGCCCCGCCCCUCCUGCGCGGCCCGGAUGAAGAGUAACGCCAUUACCGCCAAGAGCCGCCGAGAGCCCUAGCGGACGCGCACUGGACGCUGACCGGCCGCACCAUGAGACUCCUCCCCCGCCUGCUGCUGCUUUUCCUGCUGGCCUUCCCCGCCGCCGUGCUGCUACGAGGCGGCCCCGGAGGGUCAUUAGCUGUGGCUCAAGAUCUUACAGAAGAUGAAGAAACCGUAGAAGAUCCAAUAAUCGAGGAUGAGGAUGAUGAGGCUGAAGUAGAAGAAGACGAACCCACAGACUUGGCAGAAGAGAAAGAAGAAGAAGAAGAUGUGUCUAGUGAACCAGAAGCUUCACCGAGUGCAGACACAACCAUUCUAUUUGUAAAAGGAGAAGAUUUUCCAGCAAACAACAUUGUGAAGUUCCUGGUUGGCUUUACAAACAAGGGGACAGAAGAUUUUAUUGUUGAGUCACUAGAUGCCUCCUUCCGUUAUCCUCAGGACUACCAGUUUUACAUCCAGAAUUUCACGGCUCUUCCUCUAAACACCAUAGUGCCGCCCCAGAGACAGGCGACUUUUGAGUAUUCCUUCAUUCCUGCAGAGCCUAUGGGGGGACGACCCUUUGGUCUGGUCAUCAAUCUGAACUACAAAGAUUUGAAUGGCAACGUAUUCCAAGAUGCUGUCUUCAAUCAGACGGUCACAGUCAUUGAAAGAGAGGACGGGUUAGAUGGAGAAACAAUUUUUAUGUACAUGUUCCUUGCCGGCCUUGGACUUCUAGUUGUUGUUGGCCUUCAUCAACUUCUUGAAUCUAGAAAGCGCAAGAGACCCAUACAGAAGGUAGAAAUGGGUACCUCAAGUCAAAAUGAUGUUGACAUGAGUUGGAUUCCUCAGGAAACUUUGAAUCAGAUCAUGCAGAGUAGAAGAGGUGAGGUGAUUAACUUCUUCAGUAGGCUUUGCUACAGUUUGGGGGGGCUCUUGCAUAGUGCAUGAAUACAGCAAGUUUAAUGAAUAGAACUGUAUUUUUCUGGAAAAACUGAUACAAAUUACUUUUGAAAGAGUGAAUCUAAAAUGUUACUUAACAUGUUGUGGUUUUUUGCUAAUGAACAGUUUAUUAAAUAUACUAAUUUUUAUGAAGGAACAUAGAAAAAUGUUCCCCGUUUGGUGAGUGGCUUUUUAAAAAGCACUUGUGGGACUGGAAGGCUUGCUCCCUGGUUAAGAGGGCUGACUGCUCUUCCAGAGGAACAGGGUCAGUUUCCAGGAGCCCACACGGCAGCUCACAGCCAUUUGGUACUCCAGUUCUAGAGGAUUCAACCCCUUUUCUGGCCUUUUUCUGGCAAUCACUGUGGUGCACAGACAUCCAUGCAGGCAAAACACUCAUUCAUACACAUUAAAAGAAAGAAAGCAAGCAUUCAAGUUAGCCACAUUGUAAAAUUCUUAAAUUGUUCAGGAAUAUAAAAUUCUGUCCUUGACAUCACUAACGCCAUUUUUUAUAAAUAAUCUGUACUUACAUAGUAAAACAAGUUUCUGUACAUAUUUAUUUCUCUGAAUGCUCCAUCUACAUGGUAACCACAAUGUCCAGGGCCUUACUUUUCUUGCCUACAGUUCAUAUACACUUUCAGAACAUUUUCCCUCAACACAGUGUAGGACACUUGGAGGCAUUUUGAGUUUUGACUAAUCAGAUUUUCUUAUAAGCAUUUUACAUUUUAAGGUGGAAUGGGUCUACUUUCCCUAAUUUUUUUUUUUUUUUUUUUUUUUUUUUUUGGUUCUUUUUUUCGGAGCUGGGGACCGAACCCAGGGCCUUGCGCUUCCUAGGUAAGCGCUCUACCACUGAGCUAAAUCCCCAGCCCCCCCUAAUUUUUUUUUAACCUAUGGAUUCACAAUUCUGCUUUUUUUUUAAAAACUUAAUAGAAAAGAUGUUCAUCUCUUAAUAAUGUUUUAAAUGUAUACAAAACUACAAAUACAAAGAACACUUGUCAUGUAAAUGCCAUUAAAUGGGCUGGGAGCAUGCUUCAGUUGGAGAAGUGUAUUUCACAAGCACGAAGACUACUGCUGUGAUCUCAGAACCCUAACAAAAUAAGCCAAGGGCAGUGAGAUAUGUUUGUAACCUCAGUAUGUCAGAGGCAGAAACAAACUCUGGGUUUGCUGGUCAGCCCAGCCUAUUGAUAAGCCAGUGAGCGUCUCUCUAUAGACAAGAUGGAAAGCUCCUGAGGACCAACACCCACAGUUGUCUUCUGGCCUAUUCAUAAGUAUAAACACUCACUCUUCAUGUGCAUACACGAUCACAUGCUUAUGUGUGUCAAUAAUUUAACAAAGAAGUCAGGUCAGGUGUGGUCUUAAGUGGCCUAAUUUCAGGGCUAGAGGCAGAAGGAUCACAUUUUGGGGGCCCUCCUGGGCUCUAUAAAAAGAUUCUCUCCAAAACCAAACAAAAGUGAACUGAAGUUAGGGUCUAUGAACUCCUAGGUGAGCAGAGAAAAUAAAUAGCCUUUGAUGAUGUCUGAGGCAGGGAAAGAAGAUGGAUCUGAGUGUCUGAUAACAUGUUGCCUUUGGCUUUACUAAAAAUAGGAAAAUUCCACUGUUGUGGUUUUCCUGUGGUGAAAUGGCUUGGCUUUGUUUAGCAUGUUUUAAAUGGGUGGUGGAGGCACUCUCCAUGUCUGUUUUCUGGUGUAGGAUAUGAGGGUUUUUUUUUCACAUUCAUGAUUCUUUUUCUCCACCUAGAGUUUAAAGUUAACUUUGGAAAGAUAAGUAUUUUGACUUUUAAGUAGUUUGAGAUUUAAGUUUUUUUCCUUAGAUUCUAUUUGUCUCCUGACACCCUUAAUAGGGAGUAAUGGUAAAUGUUUGUCUUUGAUAGCUGAAAAAAUUUAUGAUACACGUGAGUGAUUACUUUUUGUUUAAACACAGUGCUUUUUUUCUGCUGUUAAGGUAUUUGAACUACUUUCCCCCAGAACAAAUACCUGUAGCGUCUUACAGACUGCCCUCUGCCUGUGUGCUGCCUACACUGAGCAGGCCGUGGUUGUGAAGGUUAGCGGACUGGCUCUUUUGAGUGGAGUUAAACAGGCAUCAGAAGUCCUCAGGAGUUACCAUACAGGUGGUUGGAUUACUGGGGCUUAGCGGUCACCGUCAUCACUACUGCUCACUGCUGGCGUAACUGCAGUAGCCUGGGAAGUGCUUCCUGACUCUCAGAGACUGUGUACUCAGCUCUUACUUAUUUAAACAGUUUUUGGAAAUUGGUUAACUGGAGACAGGUAUGCAGACAUAAGAGCAUCCUUAGUCUUAAAGAUUGUUGAUAAACAUUUACUAUAAAAUAUAUCCUGACCUAGUAAUUUUUUAGGAAAAAAGGAUGUUAGGCAUAUUCUUUUUCAUUUUUAAAAUGCUUAUAAAUAACCCUUACACCUUGGUAAGUAUCUUUUUCCGGUUAUUUCUUUUUUAAUAUGCAGAAGUCAUUUCAUGGUGAUGGGGGAUGGCGGGACCUUAUGUGGUGCCUACCUGACCUUGUACGUGGGCUCAGAUGAGUCUACCGCCUCAGCGGUUAGUACAUGGCACCAGGCUCUAUACAGUUUCUGUGUUCUUUUUAUUUUUGAAAAAUAAAAGCUUACUUGACAGUGGGCUGUUGUGCAUGGUGUGUAGAGUGUACCUAGAACAUAAAGUGAGAGUGGGUCAGGCCUUCACUUGUUCUUUCUUCUGAAACAGUUUUGCUAGACACAGCCCAGGGGCUGAGAGGACAAACAUGGACCACCAUGCCCUUGUUGACCCUCUGCUUCUAAAAGAAACAAAUAGAGUAUUUCUUUUAUAAAAUAGAAGAAACUCAGCACCACAUAUAUUUCCGUUAACUUCUAAAGAAAGGCUAUAUACUGAUGGCCGGGGCUUGAUUCUUUCAGUUUAAAUUUGUAUACUUGCUAAAACUUAGGCACCCACAACACUAAAUUUUGUCUUAGUGCCUAACAUAAACAUGCUCCAUGUGUCAUAUCUUUUAAUUGUUGUAUUUGGUUUUGAAGCAGAAUCUCGCAGUAGUCCUCGUUAGGUUUGAACUCCUAAUCCCCUACUUCCAUCUCCCAAGUGCUAGGAUGUAGAUCUGUGUCUUUUAAAGUAUUUCAGAAUUCUUACUUUUGCACUUGUAAACAUGUUACUGAAUGUGGCAUGGUGUCUGCAGCAAUACAGCA
This is a messenger RNA of Rattus norvegicus (Norway rat), 4199 nucleotides long. The record is from RefSeq and is a predicted model, not a curated record. Lineage: Eukaryota; Metazoa; Chordata; Mammalia; Rodentia; Muridae.